UUACCAAAGCUAGUGCAGUUUAAACAUCGACUUUCCAAUUUCUGAAUGCACACAGUCGUGUUAACAUAGCUUCAACAUGCCUGGAAAAUUCCAGCUCCCACGACAGAAGUCUCUGAUCGCGCCUAUGAUCAGAAAUCCGUUCAUACAUGACCUUCGUCUUUCAACAUGGGACAAGAUCCAGAUUGCAGUUGGAAGUGUGACAAUAGCCCCAAUACGUUUCCUGUUCCUGUUGCUACUUCUGGUACUGUCAUGGCUGAUAGCAAUCAUUGCAACUGCCGGCAUGGACACAUCCAAACCCAUGACUGGCUGGAGCAGGUUUUGCAAGAGGGUACUCGCUCUUAUGGGUCGCAUUAUGUUUUUCUUCAUGGGCUUUCACAAUAUUAAAAUCCGGGGGAAGCCUGCCCCGUCUUCAGAGGCCCCCCUCAUGACUUGUGCUCCACAUUCCACCUACUUUGACAUCAUCACCAUCUUUAUCGGAGAGGGAUUGGCCAGUGGUGUGUCACGGAAAGAGAAUUCUACCAUACCUUUGAUAGGAGCCCUGACAACAUCCACCCAGCCAGUGUUGGUUGACAGGGAAGAUCCAAACUCCAGAAGAAACACCAUUGGGGAGAUCAAGAGAAGGGCACAGUCUGGAGGUGCAUGGCCGCAGGUCAUCAUCUUUCCUGAAGGCACCUGUACGAACCGGUCCUGUCUUAUCAACUUCAAACAAGGAGCAUUCUUCCCAGGUAUGCCUGUUCAGCCAGUAGCCAUCAAAUACCCAAACAAACUGGACACAGUUACAUGGACUUGGCAAGGGCCUGGAGGAUUGACAAUCCUUUGGUAUACAUUAUGUCAGUUCCACAACAGACUGGAAGUGGAGUUUUUGCCUGUGUAUUAUCCAAGUGAAGAGGAGAAAAAGAAUGCCAGGCUAUAUGCCAUCAACGUGCGGGCUAAAAUUGCAGCUGUGCUGGAUAUCCCCAUCACUGACCACACGUUUGAUGACUGCAUGCUGAUGGUGGCAGCAGGGAAGAGUGACAUGCCCAUGGACGCAGGGCUGGUGGAGUUCCAGAAACUCAAAGAGAAGCUGGGCCUUAAACUGGAGGACAUGCGCCAACUACUGAAGAAGUACAGCAGCAUUGCUGGCAAGGAGUGUGGGGUGAUCGGCAUUGAUGACUUUGCCAAGCACUUGAACCUGCCUGUCACAGAGCCUCUGAAGGAGUUGUUUGCCAUGUAUGACAGGGAUGGCACAGGAAAGAUUGACUUCAGGGAGUAUGUCAUUGGCCUGUCAGUGGUGUCCCAACCCGCUAACACAGAUGAAACCUUACAGAUGGCUUUUAAGCUGUUUGACACAGAAGGCAAUGGUAAGAUCACAGAAGAAAGCCUGGCAGCGAUUUUGCGCAGUGCAUUCAACAUGGAGAAGAUGGACAUUUCCGAUCUCUUCAGAGCAGUGGACACAAAUGGGGAUGGGUUUAUUACUUAUGAUGAGUUUGAAGCUUUUUCCAAAGUCCAUCCUGAGUAUGCUGGUCUGUUUAAGACCUACCAGGAUCUGAAGCGUGAAGAAGAACUAGCAAGUGUUGAAGAAGAGAUGGAAAAUCUUGAAGAGGAUAGCAGUAAUUUGGAAGUGUCGGGAAGUGCGUUGGAAGGCAAGAAGGAUGCUUGACAUGUGUCAUAGUCACUGGUGUACUGGGGCAAUAUUUUGUCCCUUAGAUGUUGCCACACUGCGGUAAAAAUUUAGGAAAACUUUACAAGUUUCUACAAAGCAAUAAGCUGCUACAUGGGCAGCAAGGCUCAAAGAGUACAAUAUACAGGCUUCACUAUAUAUUACUACAGCUAUUCUCAGACUUCUAUUCCAUAAAAGAAUUGAGACAAUGAGAAAAAGAAGUCUCUUGUUUUCAGCAAGGCUUUGUACAUUGCUGUGCACAUUGCAGUUUUUACUAUAUGAUAUUUUCUUGCUUUGCUUGCUUUUUAAGGUUAUUUGCAGUGCAUAUACAUUGAGAAAUAUAUAUGUGUUUUGUUGAAAUGACUGAAAAAGUGCUACUGCUGCUAUUUAACUUUUUAUUCUUCUUUAAAUUAGUGUUCAUUACCUAAGUUUAACUUUGCAAAGAAACGUUGUGUUGGAGUAAAUGUUGCGCUUAUUGUGUAAAAGCCAUGUAGUUAGUGGGGCUGAUAGCCCAUGCAUAUAUAGUUUGAUACUAUUGCCAUCUUGAGAUAAAACACAGGGGUAUUGUCUCAGAAUAUAACUCUACAGGUGAAGUGCGGUUAUACUGGCUAUACAGAUACAGAGAAGGUAUACGUCAAUAAAUAUAUAUAUAUAUGGAUUCAGUCAGUCUGCAAAAGGUUAAGCUACAUGUAGAAUACCGGUAGUAUUUACAGUUGUAUUUCCUAUAACAAAACAAGGGGUAAGGGAGAAGUGCAACAGCCUGCAACAUUACAAUGCAAACUAGCUUCUGCAGUCAUUGAAUCAGUUCCAUAACUUUGACCAUACAUAUACCGGAAUGCAGGUUAUGUCAGGGUGGAGACUUAUUAUAGAAACACCACAUUUUAGCCCUUGCCAUUGUUUUUAUGCUGAUGUGAUGAUAUGCACUUUUUUCUAUUUUACGAUCAUUAUAGAUUGUAUAUAAUGAGUUUCGAACUUUGAUGGUUCUGAUUAGCAAGCCAAAUACAAUGCACAGGGUGUGUAUACAUUUUGCAAAUACAUGUGCACAACAGAAAUAUACUGUAUGUCUGGGUUAGACUUCUAACUCAGAAUUUAGUUUUAGGACUAAGGCAUUAUUAGUAGCAUUGUUUUAUACAAAGCAUGUUGUAUUUGUUUUUGAAAUGUUUGCAUGUAUUUAUAUAAUAACAUGUAUCAAUGUUUUGAGGGUUUCCAGGUUUUUGUCACUGCAGAAGGUUAUAAGGAAAGCACACAAUAAAAGGGAGCUAUUUUGUA
Molecule: messenger RNA, 2908 nt
Organism: Branchiostoma belcheri (Belcher's lancelet)
Lineage: Eukaryota; Metazoa; Chordata; Leptocardii; Amphioxiformes; Branchiostomatidae
Product: lysophosphatidylcholine acyltransferase 2-like
Exons: 13
Coding region: 77-1639 (520 amino acids)
Molecular function (GO): calcium ion binding
Source: RefSeq, a predicted model, not a curated record